AUGGCUUAGGAGACAGGAGCAGGGAUGGCUGACUCCACAGUUGAUCCAGAGACAGGCAAAGAUGUGGAUCUGACAAAAAGCUUGGAGGAACUCUGUGAGAGCUCUAAGGAGCAGAGUGAGGAGGCACUGCUGCUUUCACACUUAGAACAGCAUCAUCAUCUCGUCUCUAUACUAAAGAGGAAAGUGAAUGAUAUACACCAACACUGCAGAGACCUGGAGCUGCUCAACAUGGAGCUGGAGAAACUGAGGGGAGAGGAUGCUGUGAAAAUUAAAAUCCAGACCCAGCGUAUUCAGUAUUUGGAGGGGUGCUUCAUGGAUCUGGUCAAAAACCAUGAAAAGAUGAUCCAGUUCUAAAACGAACACAAAAAACAGCACCUGCAGCUGUGGGAAGAGAACAAGCGUCUGCGGCAGGACAGGGAAGCACUCUUCAGCCAGGCUGUGAGGGAGAAGGAAGCUCAAGUGCUCUGGCUGGCAGCCCAGGCCAGGAAGCUCUCACAGCAGUUAUGCUCCUUGCAGAAGAAAUAUGCUUCUGAGAGUCACAGAGCCCAGGAGUGAGAGAAGGAACUGCUGGAAGCUCAGAGCCAACAAGCAGAGGAGGUGGAUUCACUGAAGAAGCAGCUGCAGCUCCUACAAGAGAGGCACCAAUAAGCUGCUGCAAGGGCCGAGCAGGCAGAGAGGCAGCAGAGGGCUUAGGGCAGUGAGCUGCAGGCGAGGCUGGAAGGCACACAUGAAGAGAAAUAGCAGCUACUGAACCUGGCCAUGGAGAGGACCAAAGCUCUGCAAGUUAAGGAGAAGGAGAUUCAGCAGCUGAAGGAGAAAGUAGAGACUGUGGAGGAAGCCAUGCAGAGAGCAGGAAGGUGCCUCAAGAAAGAGGCGGCAGCAGCAGACAAAGAUCUGAAGGUUCAAGAGCUCCAAGGACAGCUAGAAUACAGCAAACAGGUGUACAAUGAACUCCUGCUGUUGUUUGAUGCUUAUAGAAAGCACAGUAUGGAUUUGACGACUAAAGAGAGAGCUCUGAACGUCAAAACUCCAUCACUUUGUUGCAUAACUGCAGUUUUUUCUCUGUUCUCCUCUCAACAGGUGCCUCUGUGCUAACAUACACCUGAAUUUUGUUCCUCUCCAUGGGACCAUCCUCUGGUUUCUUUAUACUGUCCUCACCAGCUUAAACCCUCCUCCACUGACAGUUCUGCAGCCUUUUUGUCAUUAUGCCUUCAUGAAAGUAAAUCACUACCCCCCUAAAUCUGAACAUGGAUCAUUGAACCUGUCAAACCUGUGACAUAAAUGAUUAGGGUAGAAAAAAUAUGAAUUUGAUUUAUUUAGUGCUAACCUCUGCUGAAUCAUAGGGGUUUUUUGGGUUUUUUUUGUUUGUUUGUUUGUUUUUGUUAAAACCAUUUUAUUUUUCAAGAUGACCAAAAGCUCAAACUCUUAGCCUUUUGUAUUUGAUUCUGCUUUGAAGUUCAACAGAGGCUGGGCAUGUAAGAGACUCUGAGGCUCCAAGAAAGAAAUCCAAGAAAGAAAUCCUACCUUGCAAUAUCUCUGCAAUUCUCUAAAUUCAGGAACUUAACCGGUAAUCCAAUAAUAUCAUACAACAACUGAUUCUCAAGCAAAUUACUGUUUAUAGUUUUCUAGUAGUCUUACAGAUUUCUGCAGUCAUUUAAACCCUAUUUAAUACUAGAGUAGUAUUUAUGUCCCCAUUCAGCUCAGAAUAAAUUGUCAAGUCUUUUGGAUUAUUUCAAUCUGUUCUUUGGAAUGGAACGAUGUUCCAGACAUUCCACCAGGGGGUUUUUUCCUGUUUUUAGCUGUUUCCUGCAGAUAAAUUUUAGAGAUACACUCUUCCAUUUUGUGCACGUCUGGCAGCUUUUGAAAAAAAGAGAA
Motacilla alba alba is the source of this 1875-nucleotide messenger RNA. RefSeq names its product coiled-coil domain containing 89 (gene CCDC89). The record is from RefSeq and is a predicted model, not a curated record. NCBI's taxonomy places the organism in Eukaryota, Metazoa, Chordata, Aves, Passeriformes, Motacillidae.